AUGGAGUUCAAGAAAAGUAGCUUAAUUUUAGCAUUUGCUCUUAUUGCUCUAGUUUAUACCAUUGAGGCACACAUUGCCGAGUUUGAUGAGGUCUGGCAGAAGCGCUCAGAAGAAGCAAAGGAGGCUGCUCGCCAAGCUUACCAUCCUAACCCCGAAAAUGUCACUUCUCAUUUUAAUGAGAAAGUCCAUAGGUCCAUUGAUGGCCACAACAGCAGAAGAAGGGACUUGCACAAGUAUAAUGGUCCAUGCACAGCCACAAACCCUAUUGAUCAAUGUUGGAGAUGCCAGAAAAAUUGGCGUAAAAAUCGUAUGAAGCUAGCUGAUUGUGCUCUUGGCUUCGGCCGCCAUGCAACUGGAGGCAAAGGUGGCAGGAUUUAUAAGGUCACUGAUCCUUCUGAUAAUGACCUAGUCAAUCCCAAGCCCGGAACUUUAAGACAUGCCCUUAUCCAGCCUGAGCCCCUUUGGGUCAUAUUCACCAAGAACAUGGUGAUCAGGCUUAGCCAAGAGCUUAUCAUGACCAGCAACAAGACGAUCGAUGGCCGCGGCGUACAAGUCCAUAUUGCAUAUGGUGCUGGAUUCACCCUGCAAUUCGUGCAUAACAUUAUCAUCCACAAUCUUCACAUUCAUGACAUUAAGGCUGGCAAUGGUGGCAUGAUUAGAGACUCUGUCAAUCAUUAUGGCAUUCGUUCAAGAAGUGAUGGAGAUGGCAUUUCAAUCUACGGUUCCACCAACAUUUGGAUUGAUCACAUCUCAAUGUCUAAUUGCAAUGAUGGACUCAUUGAUGCUGUUCAGGCUUCCACAGCUAUAACCAUCUCCAAUGGCCAUUUCACUCAUCACAAUGAGGCAAUGCUCUUUGGUGCAAGUGAUAGCUACUCAGAUGAUUCCAUAAUGCAAAUAACUCUUGCAUUCAACCACUUUGGUCAAGGAAUAGAACAAAGAAUGCCAAGGGCUAGAUGGGGUUUCGUGCAUGUAGUGAACAAUGAUUACACACAUUGGCUAAUGUAUGCCAUUGGAGGAAGUCAACACCCCACUAUACUUAGCCAAGGCAAUCGCUUCAUUGCUCCUGAAAAUCCAUAUGCUAAAGAGGUGACCAAGAGGGACUAUGCACCAGAAAGUGUGUGGAAAGAUUGGGUAUGGAAAUCGCAGGGAGAUCUUAUGAUGAAUGGAGCAUUCUUUGUUCAAUCAGGAGAUCCCAAUCACAAUUUUGGUUCCAAUGCAGAUUUGAUCGGUCCAAAGCCUGGGGAAUUUGCAAAUAGGCUCACACGUUUUGCAGGAGCUCUAAAUUGUAUAGCCAAAAGGCCAUGUUAA
Molecule: messenger RNA, 1308 nt
Organism: Coffea eugenioides
Lineage: Eukaryota; Viridiplantae; Streptophyta; Magnoliopsida; Gentianales; Rubiaceae
Product: pectate lyase-like
Exons: 4
Coding region: 1-1308 (435 amino acids)
Molecular function (GO): pectate lyase activity
Source: RefSeq, a predicted model, not a curated record